This is a messenger RNA of Phaedon cochleariae (mustard beetle), 1452 nucleotides long. NCBI's taxonomy places the organism in Eukaryota, Metazoa, Arthropoda, Insecta, Coleoptera, Chrysomelidae. The record is from the annotation of a GenBank genome assembly.
UAGGUAUUAUUAUGUCGAACGUAAUUUGCUAUCAGUUAUACAGGUGAAGUGAAUGUGUGAUGACCGACUUCUGGACCCAAUUCGACUGGCUCUCUAAUAGGUCUCGAUUUCAAAUAAUGCUGCGGUGAUUUCACCGUCUUUGCCAUCGGAAUUCGUUGUGAGAGAGGAUUGAGAUAAGCGACCUUUCCGAUAAACCGUCCACAUCAACAAGAUGAUCAACAGGAUCCAGUGCACUGAGUGAUCGCACACAAAAUGGCAGCCUCACCGAAAGACCCUCAACUGAUGAGGUCCUUGCUGGACGCGGGAUCGUUUCUGCUGCUGGCCGCCUGGCUGAUCGUCAAGGCCAUAUACAGGGCGUGCCUGCCGGCGACGUACAGCUACAGGAAGGACAUUUCCGGGGAAGUGGCCCUGGUCACUGGCGGGGGAGGCGGGCUGGGCAGGCUGCUGGCUCUCAGGCUGGCCAAGCUCGGAGCUAAGGUCGUCUUGUGGGAUAUCAAUAUCAAGGGAGUUGAGGAAACAGUAGGUUUAGUUAAAGGUUUAGGCGGAAAAGCCUAUGGCUUCGAAUGUAACUUAGCAGAUAAGGAUGAUGUAUAUAGGGUAGCCAAAAAAACUCAACAAGAAGUUGGUAAUGUUAAUAUCCUGAUAAACAAUGCGGGUGUAGUUUCAGGCCAAUUACUACUUAACACUCCAGAUCACCUCAUCAAAAGGACUUUUGAUGUCAAUGUUAUUUCACAUUUCUGGACUGUGAAAGCAUUCUUGCCGAAGAUGAUCGAAAAGGAUCACGGCCACAUAGUGACGAUAGCUUCGAUGGCUGGCCACAUCGGAGUGACGAAGCUGGUGGACUACUGCGCAUCCAAGUACGCAGCCGUAGGCUUCGACGAAGCUCUCAAGGUUGAGCUGGAAGCCCAGGGCGUGUUGGGUGUCAAAACGACUGUGAUAUGUCCGUACUUCAUCCAGCAGACCGGGAUGUUCGAAAACGUCAGUUCGAAAUUCUUGCCCACCCUGAAGUCUAACGACGUAGCCGACAGGAUCAUAGAGGCGAUACAGAGGGAAGAGAACCUGGUCACCAUUCCGGGGAUCUUCAGAGGACUCGGUAUAUUGAAAGUGAUCAUGCCAUGGGAGGUGAUAUCUUUGUUCAUAAGAGCCAUCCUUCCUGAUGCGGCCCCACAUCAACAGAUGUCACCGAUAGUACAAAUAAGGGAGACGGAAGACACGUUGCCACACAAGAGUGAUAGCAUAACUUCGGCGAUGUCCCAAUUGAAUCACCGUCUGCUGGCGACAGGGAAAGAUCUUUGACCAGUUUAUACAUACCGAUGUGAAUAGUUUAGUCGUUAGAAUAAAAAUUUGUCACCAACCAAAAAUUGGAUUUCAUUUAUAAUGAUAAUAGUUAUGCUUUUAUUGUCAACAAUUCACAAAAAAUAAUGAAAAAAGUGUUAAAUAAAUAUAGGAAUC